Gastrolobium bilobum is the source of this 1366-nucleotide messenger RNA. RefSeq lists its product as uncharacterized. Lineage: Eukaryota; Viridiplantae; Streptophyta; Magnoliopsida; Fabales; Fabaceae. Gene Ontology annotation, cellular component: cytoplasm. The transcript is spliced from 10 exons. Bases 32 to 1024 code for a protein of 330 amino acids. The record is from RefSeq and is a predicted model, not a curated record. Gene Ontology annotation, biological process: secondary metabolic process. Gene Ontology annotation, molecular function: carboxy-lyase activity; hydrolase activity.
UGAGGUUAUUUAUCUCUACUUGAAAGUUGAAAUGGUGCUGAGGCUGAGUUCUGUGGUUUCAGUUGUGUGUCCGAGUCAUUUGAGGAAACCAAGGUUUGCCUUCGGAACUGGUGCUGGUGCUGCUACAAUUAGAAUGGCCUUCACUGAAACCCCUUCAACCUCCAAAGUCAUGGAUUCUCAUCUGCACGUGUGGGCUUCUCCUGAAGAGGCUGGUAAAUUCCCUUACUCUCCUGGACAAGAGCCCUCUUUACAAGGAAAUGUAGACUUUUUGCUCCAGUGUAUGGAGGAAGCAGGAGUAGAUGGUGCACUCAUCGUGCAGCCAAUUAAUUAUAAAUUUGAUCAUAGUUAUGUCACAAGCGUUUUGAAGAAAUACCCGACCAAAUUUGUUGGUUGUUGCCUUGCUAAUCCAGCUGACGAUGGAAGUGGGCUUAAGCAGUUUGAACAUCUUGUUUUGAAGGAUGGUUAUCGUGCUGUUCGAUUCAACCCUUAUUUGUGGCCAACCGGAGAAAAGAUGACAAAUGAAGUCGGAAAGGCAAUUUUCCGAAGGGCUGGAGAACUCAGUGUACCAGUGGGCUUCAUGUGUAUGAAGGGGCUUGAUCUGCAUAUUUCUGAAAUUGAAAGAUUGUGUACGGAAUUUCCAUCAACAGUUGUAUUGCUUGAUCACUUGGCCUUCUGCAAACCACCAAUAAAUGACGAGGAAGGUCUUGUCUUUUCUCAGCUUUUAAAUCUAUCCAGAUUCCCCCAGGUAUAUGUGAAAUUUAGUGCCUUUUUCAGAUUGUCAAGGGUGCAAUUUCCUUUUCUGGAUUUGUCUCCUCUCUUGUCCCAAGUUGUCUCUAGCUUUGGUGCUAACCGUGUAAUGUGGGGCAGCGAUUUUCCAUUUGUUGUUCCUGAAUGUGGCUACAAAGGAGCAAAAGAAGCAGCGCAUCUUAUUGCCAAUCAGAUCUCUUUGCCUUCGUCUGAUUUAGAGUGGAUCAUGGGGAGGACGGCUACACAACUCUUCCAAAGCCAAUUGACUGCCUCUUAGCAAGGUUUUCACUUUUCAUUGAGAUUGGGAAAGCUGUUUCUCAAGUUGAGCCUUAUAAAACAUUUGUAGAUAUUAUAUCAGACAUUGCAUGUUGAAUGUAAUGCAUACAAUUGUGGCAGCAAUGAAGACGUUUGUUUUACUGGGCUCUUCUUGUUUUUAGUAACCCCAAGAUACAUUACGGACACAUUUUGCUGUUUGUCCUCCUAAAUCAUCUAUUAAUUUCAGAAAACAAAGUACAUUUGCCCUGCUGUAGGGUUCAAUGAUGCUGGUCUAGCUGAAUAACCUGCGCUGAAUGAAGGGCAAAGAACACUUUGUAAUGAUAAAUGUAGCAUUUAGUGUAAC